AGCGAACAUUUGUAGACCGGCAGGGGCUAGCCGCUAGUCGAGUUUAUUCUAGAUUAUUUCACAUGACGUGUACUUUUCUAUUUGGGUUGUCGAUUUAUGUGUAACAACAGUAUUCAAUAAGCGUACGUGGUGAAGCAAGAAGCGAAUUAGUGGCGAAAUAUCCUCGUAUUGCUCGUGUCGUUACGUGUGGAAACAAUCGCAUAGUCUUGUGUCAAAAUUAAACAGUUGAAAGUGCAAACAUUAUGGCGCCGUCAGUGCAAACAUUUCUAAAUUCUUUCAGUAAUUCACUGGAAGCCCCCGUGAGGCAGCACCUGAAAAAUGUCUACGCCUGUUUGGCCAUGUCCACAAUGGCAGCCGCCAUUGGCGCUUCGAUACACUUGUUUACGAACAUAAUCCAGGCCGGGUUCCUGUCGGGCAUCGGGGCUCUGAUCUUCUUCGGGCUGUUGAUGGCAACGCCCGACGAUAACGGCAAGGGGCUCAAAAUGCGCAUCGGCUACCUCCUGGGCUUCACGACGCUGACGGGUGUGGGCAUGGGCCCCCUUCUGGAGCACGUCAUCGCCGUGGACCCCAGCAUCAUCGUCACGGCGCUGAUCGGGACGGCGGUGGUCUUCGUGUCGUUCUCAGUGUGCUCGCUUUUGGCCGAACGGGGCAAAUGGUUGUACUUGGGGGGCACCUUGAUGUCGCUCUUGUCGACGUUGAUGAUUCUGUCGUUGGCGAACCUGUUCUUUGGAUCGUCGAUGUUGUUCCAAAUUCAGCUGUAUUUGGGGCUCUUCGCGAUGUGCGGGUUCGUCCUCUACGACACGCAGUUGAUCAUUGAGAAGAGGAGGUUGGGGAGCAAGGAUUUUGUCACCCAUUCGUUGGAUUUGUUCGUCGAUUUCAUUGGGAUCUUCCGACGUGUACUUAUCAUUCUCACACAGAAGGUAAUUAGAGACAGGAACAGGAAUCGCAGAAGAAGCGAAGAAACUGAGUCAAGCCAUUAAGUGACGGAAGGUUUUAUUUUUGUUAAAUUAGUGAGUGUGGUGUUGUGUAAUGUAUUUUUCCAUUUAUCAUUAUAUGAUACCUAAUGUUAUUUUUGUUUCUUUAAAUGUAAUAUAAAUUUAAGUUAAAUAAAUAAUUUUUCUAA
Molecule: messenger RNA, 1123 nt
Organism: Tribolium castaneum (red flour beetle)
Lineage: Eukaryota; Metazoa; Arthropoda; Insecta; Coleoptera; Tenebrionidae
Gene: BI-1
Product: Bax Inhibitor-1
Exons: 3
Coding region: 243-980 (245 amino acids)
Biological process (GO): negative regulation of RNA splicing; negative regulation of endoribonuclease activity; cellular response to unfolded protein
Cellular component (GO): mitochondrial membrane
Molecular function (GO): enzyme binding
Source: RefSeq, a predicted model, not a curated record